UCUAUAUCCAUUCUAAACACAUAAUAAUUCACCUUUUUUUUUUUUUCUGUAAUUAUACAUGAUGAAUUCAAAAGCAGAUUUGAAAACUGCAAGAGAAGCCAUUGGAAAAAAAGAAUUUAAUGAAGCAGUCAAAGCAUGCAAACGUGUAUUAUUAUGGGAGGGCGAAAACUACAACGCAUGGGUAUUUUUAGGUGUUGCUUAUACAGGUCUUGAAAAUGAUGAAGAGGCAGAAGAAGCUUAUAAAAGAGCGAUUGAAAUCAAUCCAGAAACCAUGCUGGCUUGGCAAGGUCUUGUCAGUUUUUAUGAAAAGCGAAACAAACAAGAUCUUUUAGCAAAGACGAUUAAUCAACUGAUACCACGACUUAUUAAAAAUGGCGAUGGAGCUAGAUUAACAGACUAUUUAAAAAAACUUUUAAAAGUUUACAAGGAUCAACAAGACGAAGAUCGACAUCUCGAGUUAUUAAAGUCAUUUUUUUUACCUCUUAGUCCACAUUAUGAUCUCAUUAAAGAUCAGCCCGAUUUACCGCCUCAAAUUGAAAUCUGGAAGACCAUUAUUGCAAAAAUUGAAAAGGAACAGGAACAACAGAUACAACAAGAAGUAAAAUCGAGACGAUUUAGAAUGAAUGCAGGAACACCAGCUCAAAUCUUGAAAGAGGUGGAAGGCGAAGUUUAUGCAUUGUCUAAAUUAGAUCGCAUGUACGAAACUGUAUUAGAAUUACUAACAUCAGAUGAUAAAGAAGAACGAGAGUUUUGGGAAUUAAGGUUGUUACAUUUAUAUUCCAAAAGGUUAUUAGGGGUUGAUAAAGAGCACAAAGCAGAGGUAUAUGAAAAAAUGAUAUCUUUAGCAAGAAAAUUAAAAUCUACACAAGAUUCAUUACCUCUUCAACUUCUAAUUGAAUUUAAUAAUGUUGGUUCACCAGACAAAUAUAACUGGGAAUUAUUAAAUGAGUUAAUCGAUCGAUUUCCUGAUAAUGGGUUGGCUAAACUCGCCAAAGGCUAUCAACUCUAUAAAUCUGACAAUAUGGAUGAAGCUUUCAAUUAUUUUAGUGAGGGGCUUGAUUUGGUACCCAAUAGUUUAUUUGGACAUCUUUGUGUCAGCCAAAUCUAUUAUGAAUCUAAAGAAUACGAAACAAGUUUAGAAUAUGCGACUCAAGGAAGAGAUUUAGCCAGAAAAAUCAAAUUAGAGACUGGAUAUUCUAUGAUGAAUGCAGUGACUUCAUUAGAGAUCUGUAUGGCUCAUUGUUAUCGAUUACUUGAUAAAAAAUAUCACGGAGAUGCUAUGACACUUUAUAAGCAAAUUUUGCAAAGGAAUCCGGAUGAAGUCGAAGCAUUAGAGGGCACAGGUCUUAUUUUAAUUGAAGAAAGGAGAUGGGACGAGGCAAUGGAAAAAUUUAAGAAAAUUAACGAGGAACUAGAUCCUUUAAAUCACAAAGCAAUUAUUGAAUUAGGCUGGAUUUGCUAUGAAAAAGGAGAUUACGAGUCAGCUAUUCAGUAUACAACAAAGGCAAUUGAAAUGGCAAAUAACAUAGCUGAUUACUAUUAUCGUCUUGGUCGUAUAUAUUGGUCUAUGGAAGAUACUGGAAAUGCCUUCAACUAUUUCAUGCAAGCAGUCAAGUUAGAUCCUUAUUUUGCUAGCGGAUUCACUUACUUGGGUCAUUAUUAUCGAGAGAUAAAGAAAGAUCAUGGCAGAGCUAAGAAGUGUUAUCAAAAGGCAUAUGCACUAAAUACUUUAGAUUCGGAUGCUGCCUUCCAUUUAUCAGAUUAUUUAGUUGCUGAGCAUGAAGAAGAUAAAGCAGAAGCUAUUUUUAUUCAAAUGACUGAAUCAUGUCCUAAAGUAGGUUGGGCUUGGAGACGAAUGGGCUAUAUUCAUAUGAAUACACAUUCAUAUAAUGAAGCGAUUGUAUGUUUUCAAAAAGCUUUACGUACAGAUACAAGUGAUGUGCGAUGUUGGGAAGGGCUUGCUGAAUCCUAUUCAAAAGCAGGACGUUAUGUAGCAUCACUUAAAGCCUUUCAACGUGCCACUCAACUUGACCCAACUUCCAUUCAUGCUCAUCAUGAACAAGCUACAGUACAACAGAAGGUUGGUCUUCUCGAUGAUGCUAUUCAAGGAUUUCAAAAGACACUUCAACUUGCUGAACAGCAAGAUAAACCCAAUUAUAUUCCUAGCUUAGUAGGUCUUGCAGAAGCCUAUCUUGAACAUGCAAAAGAAGAUUUUCAAGCUGGUUUCUUUGGCCGCUCCUCUGAUGGUUGUCAUCAUGUUCUUACUACAUGUUUGAAAGGUAUUAAACAAGAUGCAACCGUCUUGAUGUUUUGGAAAUUGAUAGGUGAUGCCUGCAUGUUUUAUCGACAGAUACCACAACAUGUGAUAGAAUGUAAUUUUGAACUACUUCAGGCGAUAAUUCAUUUGUCAGACACGAUAGAUCCUCUUAAGUUAAAUAAUGAUAUGACGCAUCAUUGGUUAAAUGAAUUUUUAUCUCUUGAAGAUGUAAAUAGCUUAGAUGGUACUGUAGCCCUGACCAUCGUCUUUUCUUGUGCUGCUUAUGCUUACAAACAAGCCAUUGUAUUGUCUAAAAAUCAUCAAGCGAUUGCACCAGCUUAUUGGCAUGAUUUAGGUUUUGUCUAUUAUCAACUUGGCUUAUUAGAACCUACAACAUCAUCUAUAGAAUUAUCUAUUCGAUGUGUACAAGUGGCUCUGAAGCUUGAGCCUAUUGAAUCCAUGUACUGGAACACACUCGGUGUGAUUGCGAUGAGUCAGAAAGAAGAUCAAAAGAUGUUAAAAAUGGCACAAUAUGCUUUUAUUAAAGCAAUGGAGUUCAAUAAUAAAAGCGCCAUUCCUUGGACUAAUUAUGGAUUCCUUUGUUUAACCUGUAAAGACUAUGAAUUAGCAAAUCAAGCCUUUGAAAUGGCACAUGGAUUAGAUCCUGAAUGGAUCUCUGCCUGGGUUGGACAAGCUUAUGCUGCGUCACUUUGGAAGACAGAUGCAGGAGAUCUUUUUGAGCAUGCAUUUAUGUCAAACGGUUCCUCAAAUGCACUUGCAACCAUAGAGGCUAGUUAUGGUUAUGCCUCUACCGUUUAUUAUCAACACCCUAAUGAUAGUAAUGCAGUUGUCAUGGCUAUUUUUGCACUUGAAAAAUUAACACAAAAGGAAAACAAAGAUGCUGUAGCUUUAAAUUUAUUAGGAUUAUUAUUAGAGCGUUUAGGACAAUAUGAAAGAGCUGCUGAAGCCUUUGCGUCAGCUAUCCUUGCUUUAGAGUCCAAUUCACAGGAAGAAAAUAAGGAUGAACGACUUUUUAAGGUACAUGCUAAUUUAGGUCGUGUCCUUUGUGCAGCAGGUGAUUUUGAAGGAGCCAUUCGUAUCAUGGCUAAUCAUGCUGGAGAUACAUUGAGUGUGUAUUCACAAUUAAAUGCUGGUAUUGCCUAUUAUUUCCUUGAUAAAUUACCAGAGUCACUAUCCAUGUUUGAAAUGGCGCUGAAUGCAACCGUAGAUGACAUUGAAUUACGACAAGAUGUGAUUGUAUUACUAAGUAAAGUACUAUGGGCUUUAGGUGGAGAAGAACAAAGAUCAGUUGCAAAAGAUCAAUUAUUUUCUUGCAUUACCGAGAAUCCAACUUAUUUACCAGCUAUUUUCUCUUUAUGUGUCAUGGGUAUACUUGAAGAUGAUGAAACACUUACAACAGCUGCUUUACAAGAAUUAGCUAAAGUACCUGCCCAUGUUGCAUAUGAGUCGGACAAAGAACAAUUAAUUUCUUGGUUAUUUUCAAAAUUCUAUAAACUCAAGAAUAUAGGAUCUAUGCGUGCCUUGAUAAAAAGUGUUCAUCAAACACCUUGGUUAGGCUUAGUUUGGUCUCGUUUAAGUAAAGAAAUGGUAGACAAUGAUCAUUCGAUAAAACAAGUGAUUGCUUCUAGUUCACUCGUUAUGUCACAUAAAUCAUAUAUUGCACGUUUACAAUCAGAAGCUUAUGAGUAUGCUGCUUUAGCAAAUAAUCAAGAUCAAGCAAAGUCAAAGAAAUAUGCUCAAAGGUCAAUUAUGAUGGCACCUUGGCGUUUAGAUGCUUGGAAAACUCUAAACAGUAUCUAAUUUAAGAAAAAAUAAAUAAAAUUAUGACGUUUUUUUUUUCUGUUACACCGCAUAUACGGAAAUUUUAUAUAAAAUGGAAC
Cokeromyces recurvatus is the source of this 4158-nucleotide messenger RNA. RefSeq lists its product as uncharacterized. Bases 59 to 4078 code for a protein of 1339 amino acids. The transcript is spliced from 10 exons. Lineage: Eukaryota; Fungi; Mucoromycota; Mucoromycetes; Mucorales; Mucoraceae. The record is from RefSeq and is a predicted model, not a curated record. Gene Ontology annotation, cellular component: Ski complex. Gene Ontology annotation, molecular function: protein binding.